AUGAACCCUCCGGAGUUCUAUGGCUCCAAGGUGGAAGAGGAUCCAAAUGGGUUUAUAGAAGAGGUGUACAAGAUACUUGCCAUUAUAGGAGUGACUUCGAGAGAUAAAGCAGAGCUAGCCGCUUACCAAUUGAAGGAUGUUGCUCAAAUGAGGUAUGAGCAAUGGAAAGAUGUUGGACCGGUAGAAGCGGGCCCAAUAGAAUGGGAAGCAUUUAAUUCGGCCUUUUUUGAUAGGUUCUUUCCUCGGGAGUUGAGGGAGGCUAAGAUGGAAGAGUUCAUAAAUCUUAAGCAAGGUAACAUGAAUGUUAAUAAGUAUGCCUUGAAAUUCACUCUUUUGUCUAAGUAUGCUCCAUCUUUGGCAGCACAUCCAAGGUUUGACCAAGAUAAAGGUAGUGGGUCUCCAUUGCCUAUGACUACUUGCUCCAAGUGUGGGAGAAGUCAUUAUGGUAAGUGCCUAGCUAGCAUGGAUGGUAGCUAUAGGUUUGUGAAGAGUGGGCACAAAAUGAGAGAUUGUCUGGUUCUAAAGACAAAAGGAAGAGAGGGAAAUAAAGUUGACUCUAGUGGUGUUGAUGAGGAGCCCCAAGAAAAGAAUAGGUUUUAUAACCUCCAAGCUAGGGAUGAUCAAUAG
Molecule: messenger RNA, 627 nt
Organism: Solanum verrucosum
Lineage: Eukaryota; Viridiplantae; Streptophyta; Magnoliopsida; Solanales; Solanaceae
Exons: 2
Coding region: 1-627 (208 amino acids)
Source: RefSeq, a predicted model, not a curated record